GUUUACUUAAUCUAAAUCAACAACGCAAUCAAGAAACAAUCAAGCAACAAAGAAAGAGUGUUAUCUCAGCAUUAUUUAAUCACUAGUCUCAUAAAUUUAUUCAUAAGUUCCAGGUUUUAACUAAUGGUUUUGAAAGUUUCAGAGCAACAUGCAGAUGAACCAUCACCACCACCACCUUUGCUUUGUUUUACCAAAUGAAUUCGAUGAAGAUGAGGAAUCAUAUCAAACUCCAGCUGCAACCCCAUCAAGAGAAGCCUCACAGCCUCGUCGCGGCGCCUUUCGGGUUCUUAAGGUCCUUGUCCAUAAUCCUGUUUACAGGUUUUUUGAGUCCAAAUUGAUAAGAAUUCGUAGAUUUCGCCAACCAAGGAGAGUGCCUUCUAGUGUGUACUUGGACAUUGAGGGAGUGCAAAUUCUUGAAAAAUUUGGAGAAUGCAAUAAUCCGCGGAACUUCAGCUACUCAGAGCUUUAUAUUGGCUCUAAAGGCUUUAGCAAAGAGGAAAUUCUUGGCAGUGGAGGUUUUGGAAGGGUGUACAGAGCUGUUUUGCCUAGUGAUGGAUCCGUUGUCGCGGUGAAAUGUUUGGCUGAGAGGGGUGAUCGGUUUGAGAAGACUUUUGCUGCGGAGUUGUUGGCCAUGGCUCAUCUUAGGCAUCGAAAUCUUGUUAGCCUCAGAGGGUGGUGCCUUUAUGAUGAUCAGCUGUUUUUGGUUUAUGACUAUAUGCCUAAUAGUAGCCUUGAUCGCGUUCUUUUUAAGGCCAAAGGGUCUAUGGUUCUUGAUUGGGAUCAGAGAGUGAAAAUAGUCAAUGGUUUGGCAGCUGCAUUGUUUUAUCUCCAUGAGCAAUUGGAGACUCAGGUCAUACACAGGGAUGUGAAGACCAGUAAUGUGAUGCUGGAUUCAGAACUUAACGCGAGGCUUGGUGAUUUUGGAUUGGCGAGAUGGAAAGAGCAUGAGGUCAAGUACAAACUGAAGAGUCCAUCAGUGAAGUAUGACAGCCAGUUUCGACUAGUGGAAACAACCAGGAUUGGUGGGACUAUUGGCUACUUGCCACCAGAGAAUUUCCAGAGACACGGGGCUGCUACUGCAAAGUCGGAUGUUUUUAGUUUUGGGAUUGUUGUGCUGGAGAUUGUGGCAGGCCGGAAAGCAGUGGACAUCACUUUUCAAGAUGAGAAAAUUGUUCUGCUUGACUGGAUGCGUACUCUGUCUGAUGAAGGAUUGAUUUUGAAGUCGAGGGAUCGGAGGAUUCGUGAAGGAUCUUACAAGAAUUCUGACAUGGAAUAUAUGAUCCAUUUGGGAUUGCUUUGUACUCUUCAGGAACCGGAAUCAAGACCAGACAUGAAGUGGAUUAUGGAAGUACUUUCUGGCAAUCUCUGCGGAAAACUGCCAUCUCUUCCCUCAUUUAAAUUUUACCCUCCAUAUAUUUCUAUAUCGAAUAGAAACACUGAUGCUAGCAACAUAACCAACACAAGGCCAUUCAGCUCGACGUUCACAUCCGCCAGUCACACAAAUGAAUCACUCAUAGGAGAUUCCUCCACAUUUUUCGCGGCCAAGAGUGAGACCUUGUAUGCAAGUGUUGAGGCCAGCCCCUCACGUCACGCUAUGUCACUUAUUAACAUUCCACGUGAAGUAAGCCUUAGAGAAAUCAUUUCCCUGACAAACAACUUUGCAGAGUCCCAGAAAUUGGCUGAAAUAGGAUUAGGGACCGCUUACCAUGGCUUUCUUGAUGGAAAACAGCAUGUUGUGGUAAAGAGAUUAGGCAUGACUCCUUCUGCUGCAGUCCGUUCACACUUCUUAUACGAACUCCAGAACUUAGGCAAACUGAGACACCGCAAUGUUGUGCAGCUUCGUGGAUGGUGCAUUGAAAACGGAGAAAUGCUGGCUUUGUAUGAUUACAAUGUGACUCAUCUAUUAAAUCAUGCAUUAUUCCAUCAAGAUCAUCGAAUUCUACAGUGGCCUCAACGAUACAACAUUAUCAAAUCACUUGCUUCCGCAAUUUGUUAUCUACAUGAGGACUGGGAUGAACAAGUCCUUCACAAAAACAUUACUUCUUCAUCCAUCUUCCUUGAUUCAGACAUGAACCCGCGACUCGGUUGCUUUGACCUGGCUCAAUUCCUAACCAGAACAGAGCAAGUCAAACAACUUGCCCCUGAGAAAAUCUUCCCUGCUGAGGGAAUGUUUGGCUACGCGUCUCCAGAAUACAUCAUGCAUGGCAGAGCCACAACAAUGUCCGAUGUCUACAGCUUUGGCGUGGUCGUGCUUGAAGUGCUUAGUGGACAGAUGGCAGUUGAUUUCAGCCGCCCUGAGGCACUGCUAGUGAAGAGAGUGAAGGACUUGGAAGCACAAAAGAGAAGAUACGAUGAAUUUGCAGAUCGCAGAUUAGAGGGGCAAUACAAUCACAAGGAACUAGUGAGGGUGGUGAAAUUAGGAAUGGCUUGCACACGCUCUGACCCGAAAGAAAGGCCAAGCAUUAGGAGCAUUGUAGGCAUACUCAACGGAUAUGAUAAAUGCUUCCUAGAGCAAGGGCUAAAGAAGGAGACAAGAGAAGAUUGGAUUCACAACAACUACUCUUCAUUGUCACUGGUUAAAAGAAUCCAAGCCCUAGGCAUAAAUUAAAAUCUCAUAUGUUCUAGCAGUUCUAUUUUUUUGUUUAUUUUUCCUAUGGAGUAAGAAACAAGCAUAGUAUUCUUUUUUU
Daucus carota subsp. sativus is the source of this 2687-nucleotide messenger RNA. Its product is annotated as receptor like protein kinase S.2. Gene Ontology annotation, molecular function: ATP binding; protein kinase activity. Lineage: Eukaryota; Viridiplantae; Streptophyta; Magnoliopsida; Apiales; Apiaceae. Gene Ontology annotation, cellular component: plasma membrane. The transcript has a single exon. Gene Ontology annotation, biological process: protein phosphorylation. Bases 149 to 2608 code for a protein of 819 amino acids. The record is from RefSeq and is a predicted model, not a curated record.